AUGUCCUCGGCCGUAGCUGAGCUGGAGAACUAUCUCCAGUCGAUGCUGGCCCUCAAGCCCCCAGGUGUAUCGGGCUCCAAAAUCCACAGUAUCACCACUCUGUGCACCGCCAACGUACAGAAUGAAUCCGUUCUUAUCCAAAAGAUCUACACACACUUCAAGAAGGCACCGGGCACCCACAAAUUGGGAGUACUCUAUGUCGUAGACUCCGUAACCCGGCAAUGGGUAGAAGCUGCACGAAAGGCUGGUCAGCCUCCUGGGAGCUCUGCCCCCGAUGGAACCUUCGCCGCAGGUGUCAAUCGUGUCACUGAACUCCUGCCUGUUCUGAUGGGAGAUAUCAUAAACACCGCUCCCCAAGACCAAAAGGAGAAAAUCAAAAAGCUGAUCGACAUCUGGGAGCGCGGAUACACAUUCCCAGCCCCAAUGCUCACAUCAUUUCGCGAGAAGCUGAAUGCUCCUCAGCAGCCUGUGGAAUCCACCACCCCCGAAGGAUCUCCCACACCAGGCCUCAAUCCUCUUGGAGGCGUAAACAUGCCAUCUCAACCCCCCAACGGCGGCGCAGCCCCAGAUACUUCGAGUAUCCUGAAGGCACUCGCGGAUAUGGCCAAGCAGAACACUGCUGCCCCCGCUGCCCCCGCGGCCCCGGCUAUGGCAAACCCUCUUGCUGCCUUGAACCCUGCUGCUGCAAUCCCGCCCCCCGUAUCGUCCGCCGACCCAUCCAACUCCGCUGCGAACCCAUACGCAGCUGCCGGCGCCAUGGGAAACCCUUUUGCUGCCUUCGGCCAGAACCCGACCAUUCCUCAGCCGCAAAGCCAGAGCCAGACUCCCAACCCACUGCCAUCGGCCCCGAACCCCUUGGCCGCCAUGCUCCCUGCAGGUACCGCCAUGCCGCCCAUGGGAGAUGGUAAUGCUCUGUCCCAGCAGCUUCAGCUUCUUCAACUUCUGGCCGCACAGGGCAUUCCUCAGGACCAGUGGGGUACUGCCCUCCAGAUCAUCAGCAUGACCAACAGCAUGCCUGGUGGCGGGCCGAUUCCUGGCCAGAUGCCUGGCUUCCCUCCCAUGCCCGGACCUGGUGUAGGUGCUUGGGGUCAUGGAGAUGCUCAGGGUCACAAUGAGCGCGACAGAGAGCGUGACUAUAACCGUUCCCCUCAGGGAUACCGCCGUCGAUCUCGUUCCCCCGGCUGGGACCGCCGCCGUGACACCUCUCCUCCACGUCGCCGCAACAGCCCCGUUUACGAUGAAUACCACGCGGACUCCCCAGGACGUCGCGGUGAUCCCCGCGAUGGUCGUGGUGGCCGUGGCGGCCGUGGUGGCAACGAUUACCGCCAGCGCAGUCCGGCCGGCCGCAGACGUCGCUCGCCUUCGCCGCAACGCAAGGACCCCAACCUUCCACCUCCCGGUCCCAAGCUCGUCGAGUGGGACUACUCGAUCGGUCAAGGUAGCAUGAAGGUUCUCAGCCGAACUCUCUUCGUUGGCGGUGUCACCAUUCCGGAAGCGCAAUUGCGCGCGCUCUUCGGCAAGUUUGGCAUUGUCCAGACGUGCAUCGUUAACAUUGACAAGCGUCACGCAUUCAUUAAGAUGAUCAGUCGCCCAGAUGCGAUCGCUGCCCGCGACGGCAUGGAGUCAUACCGCCAAGGAGAGAUGCAGCUGCGAACCCGUUGGGGUGUCGGCUUCGGCCCUCGCGACUGCAGUGACUACCAAACUGGCGUCAGCAUCAUCCCCAUCGAGCGUCUCACCGAGGCUGAUCGCAAGUGGAUGCUCAACGCUGAGUACGGUGGAACCGGAGGCCGGGCUAUCGAGCCUGGCAUGGUUGUUGAGGAGCCGGAUAUCGAGAUCGGCGCUGGUGUAUCUUCCAAGGCAAUCAGCCGACGCAUCGCGACAGACACUGGCGGCAAGCGAGGCCCUGUCUCCUCCCGUACCAAUCCCAACACUGAAACCCGCUUUGGUGGUGGUGGUGGCGGUGGUGGUGGCGGCCGUCGCCAGGACCGUGAUGCUUUCAGUGGAGGUUACCAAGGAGGCCAGGGCGAGCAUGACAUGUCCAACAUGAACAACCCCGCUGUUGCCCCCGCUGUCCCCGCGUACGGCUUCAACUUUGCCAGUAUGCCCAUGCUCCCUCCCGGAUUCAUGAUGGGCGGUGCGCAAGCCGGCGGCAUGCCAACCACUCAACCUCCUCCCCCGGGCCAGGGUAACUAA
This is a messenger RNA of Penicillium manginii, 2193 nucleotides long. Its product is annotated as Nrd1 complex RNA-binding subunit. The transcript has 4 exons. Gene Ontology annotation, molecular function: RNA binding. Gene Ontology annotation, cellular component: nucleus. The coding region runs from base 1 to 2193 and encodes 730 amino acids. The record is from RefSeq and is a predicted model, not a curated record. Lineage: Eukaryota; Fungi; Ascomycota; Eurotiomycetes; Eurotiales; Aspergillaceae.